Messenger RNA from Plodia interpunctella (Indianmeal moth), 1661 nucleotides. Its product is annotated as capping protein inhibiting regulator of actin dynamics-like. Lineage: Eukaryota; Metazoa; Arthropoda; Insecta; Lepidoptera; Pyralidae. Bases 355 to 1620 code for a protein of 421 amino acids. The transcript is spliced from 10 exons. The record is from RefSeq and is a predicted model, not a curated record.
UGAAGUGACACUCUCGUUUGAACGUUUUACCAGUUUCUUCAUCAGCCGUUUACCGUCGGAGCCCAGGGUCCGCUUGUUGGAGUGAAAAUAUCUAUCUGAAAUAUGGGGUUAACCAAGUUAAAAGCUAAACAAGGGGUGUACUUUGGACACCCAACUAGGUUUUGGAGAGAACGUCAAAGACAAGAAACGAAGGCUGUUGUGAAUGUAGACGAGAUGAACAAACUCGCUGACGUGGUUGACUACGACGCUGUUCAUUUGCAAAAAUUAAUAAUAAACAGAGCGGAGGAAAAAAUGCGCGAUAUAUUCGAAGUCGAAGAACUUGAUCUCUGACAACGAAGACUCAAGCUGAAGCAGAUGUUGGAAGAAGAAGAGGAAUAUUUCAUUCAGGAACUUGCAACGAAACAGGCGUUGGAAGAUUGCGGCUAUUGUAAAGAAAGAAAUGAGAGAACGGAGAAGAUUGAAGAAGAGAUUGAGAAGAAAAAGAUUGCAUAUUGUCAAAAGGCGUUAGAGAGAGAGAAGAUAGCGAAAGGCAUGCCCCGCACGAGAGAGGAGGAACGUCGCCUGAGGGAGUUCCAGAAGAUGCAGAUCAUGGAGAGAAGCUACAUGGACCAGGAGGAGCAGGAUAUGGAGGUCAUGUGGCACCGGGUCUUGUUGGACGAAGUGAGAAAGAAGGAGCGACUUGAAAGAAGAGAAGAAGAGAGAAGACGUCGUGAAAUGAUAGAACGACGUAACGCGUAUGAUGAACAGAUAGCCAGCGCUAACAGACAGAGACAGGAGGCGUUACGGGAGGAGAGAGAGAAAGAGAACAGGAGAUUGGAGAGGAUGAAAAAGAAAAUGGAACAGGAUCAUUUUGAUGCAAUCAAACGCAAGAAAGAACAGCAGAUGGUGAACAAGAAGAACUUCAUAGAAGGCCACCAGGACAAACUGGCGAGACUGAGACAGGAGAAGCAGAAAGAGAGGGAGAUAGACAACAAAACUAUUCACACAGCUUUAGAAGAGUUAAAUAGGGAGAAGCUAAGGAAGAUUAUGGAAAUGCGUAACUUACAAACAGAAAAGAAAGUGUUCACCGAAAACGUAAACCGUGAGAGGAAACGGUUGGAUGAAUUGGAGAUGGAGGCAGAUAAGGUGGCAGCUGAUUGGAAGAAUGUGGAUGAAGAGAGAAAUGACCAGCGGUACAAGAAUAUGGAAGACAAAAGGCGCCUGAUAAAACAGAUUGAAAACCAAGAAUAUAGAAAACUAAUAGAGGAGAGGAACAACCAAAUACAGAGAGAAAGACAAGAGAGGAGAGAAAGAAUGGUACUAGUGAGAAAUAAUGCGAUCUUAGAGAUACAGAGGAAACUGGACAAUGCAAAUGAGGCCAUACGAAAGCAGGUUGAGUUCAGGAAUGAGUUAAGAAGUCAGAUCAUGGAGAAUCAGAGGUUUAUGGAAAAUGAAGCCAAUGAAUUUGAAUACAAGGACAAGCCGUUCACAAGAAAGGCUGAUAUGUUCAAAGACACAAUGACCAAUAGGUAUAGGAUGUCCUCGGCUCGAAUUAGUACCAAUCCUGUGCAUCCGUUCAAGAAACUUAUCGAUACACAAAACGCAAAGAAUGCUACUCUUCAGUUACCAGCUAUAGAAUAAAUUGUUGUCAUUGAAAGAAAGAAAGAAAUAAAAUAUUGACC